Anthostomella pinea is the source of this 696-nucleotide messenger RNA. NCBI's taxonomy places the organism in Eukaryota, Fungi, Ascomycota, Sordariomycetes, Xylariales, Xylariaceae. The record is from the annotation of a GenBank genome assembly.
AUGGACGGCACCUACCGAGACCUCGCCCGGCGUGUUGUCGCCCUCCACAGACAAAAGCAUGACACAGCCCACUCUGCCCCAGCUAGGGUACUCAUCGCAUUAUCCGGACCCCCGGGAUCCGGCAAGACCACAAUCGCGACCGAAGUCAUCAGAGCGCUGAACGAGUUGUCCGAGCCCCCAAUCAAGGCCGUCGCCGUCUCGAUCGACGGGUUCCACCUACCCCUGGCUACUCUCCGGGCCCUUCCCAACGCCACGGAAUGCCUGGCCCGACGCGGAGCGCCGUGGACCUUCGACGGUGAGGCUGCGGCGCGUCUGGUCCGGACCCUACGAUCGAGUUACGGGGUCGCAUCUGCGGCCGUGCCAACCUUUGACCACGCCGUCAAGAACCCGGUUGCCGAUGGACUUAUCAUUGGUCUGGAUGUCGACGUCUGCAUACUCGAGGGAAACUACCUCCUGUGCGACGAGGAACCAUGGGCGGACAUUGCGGGCAACGUAGACGAGCGCUGGCUCGUCCGGGUGGACGAAGAGAUAGCUAGGCAACGGGUGGCCGCUAGACAUCUGAGGGCAACGAUCGAGCCCACGAUGGAGGCGGCACUUGCACGCGCAGACUACAAUGAUAUCCCGAAUGGGCGAUACGUGAUGCAGCAUAGCCUAGGGAGGCAAGAUGUGCUGGUCGAGAGUGUGGAGGAGGGUUAG